Molecule: messenger RNA, 4228 nt
Organism: Dunckerocampus dactyliophorus (ringed pipefish)
Lineage: Eukaryota; Metazoa; Chordata; Actinopteri; Syngnathiformes; Syngnathidae
Product: protein piccolo-like
Exons: 34
Coding region: 276-3233 (985 amino acids)
Biological process (GO): lipid transport; lipoprotein metabolic process
Cellular component (GO): membrane; extracellular region
Molecular function (GO): lipid binding
Source: RefSeq, a predicted model, not a curated record
UCAGGUGAGGUCGCUAGAACUGGAUUCACAGGUUUUGCGUGUGUGUGUGUUUUUUUAAAGAUUGUUGUUCAAAGCUCCUCACAAGGAACUAGGCGAAGGUUCCUUUUAUUUUUUUUCUCUCCCAAGUAACUGGGCGCAACUUUUCAGCCCAUAAACUUCACACACACACACACACACAAAAAGAAGCUGGGAAAGGACGCAAGGAAGUAAGGAAUUUUGAAAGGAGGCUCGCUGUCGUCUACAACCUUCUCCAGCUAGUUUUAAAACGAUACAACAUGAAUCGGUACGGAGCCUUGGACCUGGACUUGGAGUGUGAUGGAGGAGACGUCGCUUCAAAGGCGUCGUUGUUCGGGGGCGUGUUCAAGAAAUCCUCCAAGUCCACAGAGCCAUCAGCCCAAGCGCAGGACAACCUGUCAGUCAGCAGUGAACUGUCAAAGAGCAGCGACAGUCUCAACGACAACACAAAGGAAAAAGGAGGUAUGUUUAAAGGAAUGUUCAAGAAGACUAAAACGCCCAAGGAGGCACAGCCACAGCAGGUGACGCUCUCGCAGCAAAAUCCAGAACUUUCAGCCAGUAACGACAGCUUAGACAGCAAAGCCUCCAAGGACAAAUCAGGUGUGUUGGGCGGCACACGAAAACGACCUCACAAACCGGGACAUGCCCGCAGGCCCUCGCAGGAUCUUCUGGACAUUGAUUUUUCUGCUAGUAACAACAGUGGGACAGAGAGUGCCAAGGAGAGCAACAACAUGUUCAAUGGGUUUUUAAAAAAAUCUCCAAAAAGAGCGCAAUCGCAGGAUGAUUUGUCAGAGAAUGGCGAUCUGUCAGGAAGCAACAACAGCCUCUCUGUGAACAACAGCACGACGAAGGAGGCAGCUAGCAUGUUCAGUGGAAUGUUUAAAAAGUCACCAAAGCCUUUAAAAGAAAAGACUAAAUCUCAGGACAAUUUGACAGUGGACAAUGAACUCUCAGCCAGCAGCGACAGUCUUGUUGAGAAGACAUCAAAGAAUGGCUUCAGUGCCAUGAUGAAGAACGCCUUCUACCCUGACAAGCAGGAAAAGGACAACACAGGCGCUGAUGUGGAGGAGACACUGGACAAUGGACAGAACCAGACCAGCCACAAACAGAACAAACUAGCCGGAGCAAUGACCAAACUGAAUCCAUUUAAAUCUGCAAACAAAGACAUGCAGAGUGACUCCAGUGAUGAGGACACGGCCGUCAGCAGUGACAAGCCAUCCGCUCACAAACAGAACGCCAUGGUGGGAGCCAUUUCCAAACUGAAUCCCUUCCGUCCUGCAAAUAAAGACAACAAGGAUUCGAUGUCUCAACGGAAGGAAGCUCCCAAAGUUCCUCCCCAAAAGCCUUCAGAUGAGGAGAAGUUAGGAGGUUCCAAAGAGAAACCUAAAGUCAAACAGAAUGGCUUCAGUGCCAUGAUGAAGAGUGCCUUCUACUCGGACAAGCAGGAGAAGGACAACGACGCUGACGCUGAUGCUGAUGUUGAGGAGACAUUGGACAAUGGAGAGAACCAGGCCAGCCACAAACAGAGCAAAUUUGCUGGAGCGAUGACUAAGCUGAAUCCAUUUAAAUCUGCAAACAAAGACAAGCAGAGUGACUCGAGUGACGAGGACACGCCCACAGACAAGUCAUCCAGCCACAAACAGGCCAAUAAGGACAUGCAGUCCAGACAGAAAGCCGACAAAGAAGCUCCCAAAGUUACUAACCAGAAGCCCUCCCAGGAGGAGCUGAGGAGCAGAGCCGCCAACACGCGUGUGCUGAAGAAGCAGGAGAACCAGAAGCAGAGCCAAUCAGACGAGGAGAUCCUGAAACACGACGCCGACCACAGAGAGAGGGACGAGGUGGAGAGCAUACCGAGCCAGAAAAAAACAAAGCGCCACAAUCCGUUCAUGCUGCGUGCUCCUGCCAAGCCACCAUCGGAUGACGAAGGGCUGAAAGACAAAGAAGAAGCGAAAGAAGAUCAGUCCAAAGAGGAGAAUAAGGAGGAGGACGAUGCCAGUAACAAACCAGAAGAGGUUAAAGUCAAGAAGCCAAAGAGACACAAUCCCUUCAUGCCACGUGUCAAGGCCAAAGUGGCACAGAGGAAUGAACAAGAUGAAGAGAACGAAGGGGGAAACAGGUGUCUGUUUGAGCGACUGGAGGAGUUUCGCAUCGACCCAUCACAGCCUGAGGACGGACAGGAUAUGGACGGUCUUAUGCAAUGGUGGAACACUGUGGAGUCUUGGGAGGACACGCCUCAGGAUGAGGACAUGACAGAGAAAGAAGAGGCCAAGGCAUUUGCGGUGACAGCGGAGAAGGUGCAGAAGGGCAUCCGCGUCUUCAACAAGCUCUUCUCUGAGCGUGCAGAGAGCCUGUGGCAGCACGUCAUCGACCUGAACGGCAUCGCCGACAGCCUGGACAAGUUCAACAAGAACACCAAGAUCGCCCAAAUCACCGGCGGCUCCACCAGCGCCAUCGGUGGGGUGGCCACGAUUGCCGGCCUGGCCCUGGCACCCGUCACCUUCGGGACCUCCCUGAUUGUGACGGCGGUGGGCCUGGGUGUGGCCACGGCAGGCGGGCUCACCUCAGCGGGGGCCGGCAUCUCCAACCAGGUGAACAACUCCAUGGACCGCAAGAAGGUGGAGAAGAUAGUGGAGGACUAUCAGGAGAAGAUGGUGGACCUCAACAAGUGCCUCAAGUUCAUCAAGCAGGGGAUUGAGAACCUGCGCCGCUUUGACCUCAUCAAGAUGAAGAACAAUGCCUACAACCGCGACUUCCCCGUGCUCAGCACCAGCUUCUACGAGGAUGGCGCCAUGGCGGGCAAAGCCAUCCUCAUCAACGCCAAUGAGAUCAUGCGCGUGGUGCAGAUCGCCAACGUAGCCGGCAGCACGGCAGCCAGAGCGGUUCAGAUUGCUAGCAUGGCCACGGGGGUUCUGACGGGGCUCUUUGUGGGCAUGGACAUCUACUUUGUAGCCAAGGACUCCAAAGAACUGAAAAAGGGCGCCAAGUCAGAGUUUGCCGGCAAGAUCAGGGAGGUGGCCACACAGCUCCACGAGGGCCUGGUUGAACUCAACGCCAUACGGGAGGAGCUGCAGUGUACCACCACGCCACAGGACGACCAAGAGGAUGCCGCCACCUCGGACGAGAAGAAGGAGUACAGCUACGACAGUUCGGAAGAAGAUGAAAUCGACCGCAUUAAAAAAGCCAUCAAGAAGGACCUCGACAAUAGAGAAUACGUGUGAUGGAACACCUUGAAGAUGGCUGACAUCCAUUUAAUGACAUGGUAUCUACAGUACAUGUACCUUCUUUAAACAGAGCAAAAAUACUUAUUAUGCCUCCUAUACCAGAUAGAACUGCUCUAGUUUGUGGAGGAUGAUAUUUGCUUAUUUCCCCACAGUGAACACUUUUACAAUUCCAUAUCUUAUGCUGCAACGUUUUUGUAUCCAAUCUUGUCAGAACAAAAGAAGAACCAGGCUUUAGAAUCCCUGGUCUUUGGGAAUCGACGAAGCGCGCCAAAAAGUCAUAAAAGGUCAACCUUCCUGCUGGGAGCGUUUGCUGCUUACAUGGUAGACCUUAGCAAAGUGACAGUUUUAUGAUCAUAUAUUAGACACUUUUAUUAUUAUAACACUUUCAGAAAUUAGUCAGUGUCAACCUUAUUGAUUCUACAUGAGAUUAACACUAAUUGCUGCUUUAAGAUACUUUUAAGGGCCUUUGUGUUCAUUUUGUUUCCAUAAAAAUUGUGGGUGAGCUCAGGAUUAAUUACCAAUCACAUGCUGGCAAGCAAACAUUAGCAUUGACAUGGAAACACUCACUGGAUGUAAAUAAAUUAAUAAAUAGAUUUCUCUGUAAAAAGCAAUAUUUUUGGAGCACCUUUUCAGCUUAAUGUUGAUCAGUUCAUGUAGCAAGAAUGCUUUGACAUUGUUAGAUAAUAAUAAUACCGGUCCUCCAUGUUGUGUUUAUUUAAUGAACUUCCUAUUUAUUGUAUGUGUCUUCUGGGUGGGGCUAAUACGCUUUUAUGUGCAAUAAACGUGUUGUGAAAUAAAUGCCAAAUUGACAAUAAAGGCUACAGAAUUAGUGUAAUAAUCUGUACCAUUUCUCACUUCCGCCACUACAAAUGUAACCAAUGAUACUGUACAUUCGAACCUUUACAUUUUUUUUAAGUAUUAUAAUAGAUCACUCUGAAAUUUGUUAUACAUUUUCAUACCACAAAUUAAUAAAGCACCUUAAUUUAAUUGAA